This is a messenger RNA of Ctenocephalides felis (cat flea), 2204 nucleotides long. RefSeq names its product proteoglycan 4-like. Bases 72 to 1979 code for a protein of 635 amino acids. The transcript has 13 exons. Gene Ontology annotation, biological process: negative regulation of centriole replication. Lineage: Eukaryota; Metazoa; Arthropoda; Insecta; Siphonaptera; Pulicidae. Gene Ontology annotation, molecular function: microtubule binding. The record is from RefSeq and is a predicted model, not a curated record.
ACCAUCGACGCCAGGCGACCCACACGCCGCCGCCGCAACAUGACGCGCAGCACGACGACUUGAUCGUUAUCAUGGAUGCCGUAGCACCAAGUAACCGUGCCGCAGCUGGGGGAGGCGGCUUGUUCAGCAAGGCCAUUUCCAAGUUCAGUACUGAAUACCGGUUACAGUUCGCCUGGCCGCCCAGCAAACGCAUCAAAGAAAAGGGAGCCGGUCACGACGCAGCGCCGCCCCGCAAGUCGCUCUCGAUGGGCGCCAUCAAACCUACUGCCAAUGGUGUGGGUCCCGCUGCAGUACACCGAAAACGCACCGAUCUCGAAACCACGAAGGAAGAUAACAAUCAUGAGCUCGAACCGUUGGUUAUGGAACCGGAGGCUUCUGAAAAAGAAGCAAACACACUGGACGAAAAGCAAGCUAUGAAUAAGAAAGAAACUAAAAUAGAACACAAGAAGAACUUUAGGCCAAUAUCUCAAUUAGAUUACAUGCAUUCGCCUAAGAAAGAAGUUCACAUAGAAAAGCACGCAGUGGUAGAGACGUCUACGCCAGCAGAUGCUUGGUACAAAGAAGUGUUAGAAUUACGCAAAAAAGCGGGAGAAUAUAAGAGCCGCGGUUGGGGUACUGAAUUAAGUAUAGAUCAAGUAGCUGAUAUAUCGAAUAAACAAAUUGAGCUUUGGGAACAAGUAUCGCGGCGUAGUUCCUUAUCUGCACUGUCGCUUGCUUCUACUAGCCAUAGGUCAAUAACGAAAGAAGAGAAAGAUAAAGAAAAUAAUAAGAAAACUUCACCGACGAAGGCUGCCUUCAUAAAAACACCGCGGGUUCCUGGAUCCGCAAAACCAGUGCUCGAUAAUAAAAUGUUAGACAAUGCUAGAUUUAGAAAGGAGACAAUUCGUCAUCACCUUGAGAGAACUACAGGAAUAGAUUGUUCUGAGGAAGGGGCACUAUUGCCAUCUCCAACUCUAGAGAAGCUAGUGCCGGUAACGCCAAGAAGUGAAGAGCACUACAGCCCGAAACGUUGCAGCCCUCAAAAGGGCAGCCCGCAGAAGAGCAGCCCCAAGAAAGGCCGUUCGCACUCGGUGGGUCCGGGAGUAAUACAAAGCGAAAAUUUAUCGCCAAAACGGACCCCACGACCAGGAAGCACGGUGACCGCCACAACCGCCUCGGCGGCCGCCAAACAGAAGAAAAGCCCGACAAUGGCAGUAUCUGCUGAACGUAGACCAAGACCUACCUCCCUAUCCACCACUGUCCCGUCCCGUUCUAAAAGUAGUUCGGUGCCCCCGAAACCUCACUCAUCAUCCUCAACCGUCGUUAAUCGAAACGCGGAAGCGCAGCAACAAUCACGAACAAAAACGCCGUCGUCGGCAAAACAAGCGCCGACGCCGACGCCGAAAUCGGCGCCUGCAGCCGGCCCUGUUGCCACGGGCCCCGUAAGCACCAAAAUUGGCGAGGACAAAACGCCAAAACUUGAAAUUGAAGACGAUGGAUCAGUAGAACGCGAUGCUGCCUCGGUAUCUUCGAGUGCUGGCAGCGCGUUGACCCCCAGAGAGCAAAUUGUCAAGUCACCUCCGGAACCAACGCGGGUUAAAUCACCGGAACAAAUUAUAAUGCGAUCGCCCGAUCCUGUGAAUUGGACGGUGCCGCUGGAUACAGGAAAGACUUUUACAGUCACGCAGAAUGUACGAGAAGGAGGCGAUGCAGUGAGCACGCCAACACCACGUCCUCAAAGCGAAAUAAAGGCUCGUAGCCCCCGAGAUCUGCCGCCCAGCGCCCCCCAAUCGGCUACGUCUUCGCACAGGGACGAACUAGUUAAUGGCAACUCAACGGACAACCGAGGUGAUACAGCACCAGUUACAGCAAAACCAGAUGCUGUGGAGAGCGUGGUGUCACCAGGCACUGGACGUUCUCUUGCAUCUGAAGUGUUGGAAAAAGCAAGAACGCGUUUUGACAAAUUCUGGGGAAAGGAUUCCAAAGACGACGAUGUUUAAGCAACUAGCGACUAGAUUCAAGCCCAUUAUUUUUUAUAAUAAGUUUUAUUAGAUAGGCAUUGAAUUUACUAAACCGUAAACGGUUUACGUUAAUAUAUUCUUGACUGGUAUUUCUGGGCCCCUUGGGUUAAACUAAAUAAAUUUGAAAUGUUAUAACAUAAUCAUGUUUUUAUGAAGGUAUAAAUUGUAAUCAGAAUGUAUUUAUACUGUGCUGGUCGGAAAGUU